AUGGAGGUAGCAGGGCUGGUCGUCGGCGUCGCUGGCUUGGCCGGCUUGUUCUCAACAUGUCUAGACGCCCUUGACAAGACCCAGCAGUACCGCAACUCUGCCACGGACAUGCACCACCUCGAGACGCAGUUCCAGGCGGAGACGCUGCGCUUCCAGCAGUGGGGUCGCGAUAUUGGGCUCAAACGCGGGGAAACCCUCAAGGAAGGCCACCACAAGGCACUUGAAGAGGAGGACACAAGGAAGACGAUUCAAGAGAUAUUGCAGAUCAUAUAUACAUUGUGUCAGCCUGGAGGGGAAGGCUCAACCCGGCUCAACCGCUCGCUGGGGCAGCACGUAUCCUCGUCAUCACGGAAACAGAGAGUCGCCUGGGCCUUGUGGGGGAAGGGAAAGCGAGAAGAGGAGGUGAAGUUGUUCAAGGAUCUUGUUCAGAAUCUAUACAAUCUGGUUCCUCCUGGCUUGCCAGUCCGUGAUGCCACUGCUGAGCAGGCAUCAAAGGCUACACUAGCCGACCAUCUAAACAAGGCACAUCUGCUGGACGAAGUCAGGCAGUUUAUCGCACGACGAGAUUCAGAGCGAAAAGUGGAACUAAGGCAACAUCUGCAAUCUUGGCUCUUGGGCUCCUAUUCAACAAACAAUAUAUACCACGAGGCUAUUCAGAAACGACUGCAUGGUACUUGCAACUGGCUCACGGGCCGACCUGAGUUUCAAUCAUGGAUUUCAGAAAACACUGAAUCCAGCUUACUUUGGAUAAACGGUCCGGCUGGAUUUGGCAAAACAGUCCUCUGCGCUAGGGUGGUGCAAUACCUGACUGAGACCUUAUCAACACCGGUAGCUCAUUUCUUCUUCUCCUCGGAUUUCGAGAGUCAGGCGGAGCCAUUUGUGGUUAUUCGGUCAUGGAUAUACCAGUUGAUCCUCCAGGAUGAGGGUAUUUUUGAUCUAGUCUACGACGCAUGGCUUGAACUGGUCGAUAAACGGGCAGCUAACCACGUCAUCGAAAAGCUCUUUGAGGAUAUUGUGAGCAGCGCACCGAACUGCGUGCUGGUAUUGGACGGAAUUGAUGAAUGUAAAUCUCUGGAUGAACUUGAACACACGCCGUUCGAAGUGAUGAAAAAGGCUACAAGCAAAUACGGCGUCCGAAUAUUGAUUGUUAGCCGAAACGAACCUGAUAUCCGACAUGCUCUUGAGGAAGACGACGGUGUUCAAUGCUUCAACGAGUACAAAAUAACCACCCAGGAUGUUCGCCAGGACACCGAGUCGUAUUCUCGCAGUAUCGUGGACAAGAAACUUUCCAACAAAGCUGAAGACAUCAAGAACGAUGUGACACAGAGAAUGGCCGCUCGGUGUGACGGCCAGUUUCUCUGGUUAAAGAUGCAGGGUGACAGUCUGAGGCGCGGCAUGAACAGGGUACAGCUCCAGCGAGCUAUCAAUAACACCCCCUCCGGCUUAACACAUAUCUAUGAGCGGAACUGGCAAUCGAUAUCAAGUUAUGAACCCCCGGAAAUGAACAGGGCAUACAGUCUUCUCAGAUGGACUGCAUUUUCCGUCCGUCCUCUCACAGUCGGCGAGAUUACAGAAGCAGUAUUGAUAGAAGAUGACUCUAUUGAAGUUCCAAUCGAAGAGCUUCCUGACGCGUUUGACGACGAUUACAUCAACAGUGAGAUUCUCGAUCUAUGCGGGUCUCUGAUUGAGGUGCGUCAACCGCAACAAGACGCCCCAAAUCAAAACAUGACUGUACAUGUUACACAUUUCUCAGUUAGGCAAUACCUUCUUCAGAAAGCAUGGGGUACUGCACAAGUUUUGGGGGCCAAUGGCCGGCUCCAAGCUUCCAACGAAGUCUUGGAGAACACUUUACUUGCAAAGAGAUGUCUCCAGUACAUCCAGUUUUCUGGGAUGUGGUCAGAAGUGAAACGAGGUAUCGAGUUUUCUCGGAUGGGGUCAUACGUGAAACACAGCUCAACGAAGCUCCCAGGACAGCAGUUUCGAGAAUACGCAUCUGAUGCUUGGUUUACGCACGUGAAGUCAGGAUCCCAAGAGAUAAUCGCUCAUACAGUCAAUGCAUUCCUUGGACCUGAUUCAGAUUCUCUCCGUGGAUGGAUCGCGUGGAUUGAUCAGGAAAUGAUAGACCAAGAGGCAUACGACAAAGGGUCAGGCACUUUGCAUCGAAAGUUGGUUCACAACGUCAAUUCUCUCUGCUACGCUACCUGGAUGGGCCUACAAUUUAGUGUCAUUCAUCUGCUAGAGAGCAAAGAUUAUGAUAUAGAUGGACACGACUGGAUCGGUAGGAGCCCUCUUGCGAUCAGUUGCAGGCUUGGUCAUACUGGAAUAGCACGCAUCUUACUAGACGCAGGGGCCAGCGUGACAACCAAAGAUAUCGAGCACCAAACGCCGUUGCACACAGCAUUACGACACGGCCACAAAGAUAUUGCUCGCAUGUUGGUUAAGCAUGGUGCAGAUUGUAACGCACAAAACCCGGAUGGCUGGACGCCGCUUGGUGCUGCGUCUAAAAGCGGUGACAUAGUUUUGGCCAGGACGAUGAUUGAAAUUGGUGCAGACCUGAACGCCCUGAGCGGGGAUGGUUGGACACCGAUUCUGUUAGCUACAGACUCGGGCCACAUUGAAAUUGUCAGGCUUCUUCUUGGAAAGGGUGCAGACUUAAACUUAACAAACCAGCAUAGAUGGGCGCCAGCACUCGCAGCAACGCUUAAUGGCUAUCUUGAUAUACUCAAGCUGCUCGUAAAAAAUGGUGCGAAUAUCAACAAUCCUAGCUCGUCAGGCCGGUCCUUGGUUAAUGCAGCUACUGAAAACGGAUAUGGCAGUGUUUUGCGGUUUUUGCUUGAUCAGGAAGACGAUAUCCCUCGUUCCAAUCUGAAGGGGUGGGCACCUCUUCACAUUGCUGCAAGAGAUGGGCGUACGGAUAUCAUUCAGUUCCUUCUAGACAAAGGCGCAGAUAUUUCAGUUAGAAACCACGACGGCCACACGCCGCUUUCCAUGGCAGCGAGAAGAGGUCGCCUCAGUGCGGCUCGAGUUCUUGUAUCUAGUGGAGCGAGUGUGGAUGUGAAAGACAAUGCUGGGUGCACGCCGCUGUUUAGGGCUGUCUUUGGAGGCUAUUUUGAUAUCGCCAAUCAUUUGGUCGAGCAGGGGGCAUGUCCACAUAUAAAAGUCGGUCCUGGAUGGACACAGCUGCAUGUGGCUGCUCAAUGUGGCCGCCUCGACGUUGUCAAAUACAUUUUCGAAAAUUGGAACGAGUUGUACGUACAAGAUGAUAGGCUCUUGAUGCCUCUUCACUACGCUUCACUCCUCGGCUAUGUGGAAGUUGCCCAGUACCUAGCUUCUCAGGGUGUGGAUGUGAACGCCAAGGACGUGGACAGCGAAACGCCAUUACACAAAGCUUCGAAGGGCGGUCACUUUGAGGUUGUGAAGGUUCUUGUCGAAAAAGGAGCGUCGGUAAACGUACAAUGCAAUCAGUACUAUACCCCUCUCUCGUUAACGAUAAGACGUGGCCAGCUCAAGAUUGUAAAAUUCUUCUUGGACAACGGGUUUCAUCCGCAUUUACUCAACGACGAGAGAUGCCCAUCGCCUCCUCUUUUCAUGGCGUCUAAACGCGGCAUACUGGAUAUUGCCGAGUACUUACUAAACAAUGGUGCUGUGGUUAAUAUUCGAGGCACCAAGGGCGAUACUUCCACAAUCGCUGCUGCUCGUGGGGGACAUACAAAGUUGUUGCAGUUGUUGAUCAACAAGGGUGCCGACAUAGAAGCUGCAAACCUCGACGGCUGGACUGCACUCGAAGCCGCUUCAAACUGUGGUGAAAACAAAAUAGCGCAAUUAUUGAUUGAUCACGGCACAAAACUUCAUACUAGAAGUUCGAUGGACAUCAACAUCAAGACUUCUAUGGCUAUUGGAAACAACCAGGAAGAUGUUGCGAAAUUACUUCUUGAGAAGAUGGCCGGAGUGAGCCACCAUACUUUGCAUUCGGCGGUAUCUGCUAAAGAUCUUAAUCUCGUCCAGCAACUGGUAGAGAAAGGAGCGGACAUUAAUCUCAAAGAUGAAAACCAACUAACUGCACUUAUGUUAGCUUCACACCAUGGGUAUGUCGAAAUAAUCUUGUAUUUGAUCGACCAAGGUGCGGAUAUUAAUACCUGUUCGUCUGAAACCAAAGUCACGGCCUUACUCAUAGCAGUGAAAGCGGGCUGGCGAAACGUUGUCAGGCUAUUAGUGGAGAAAGGAGCCGACGUUUCUGCUGCAGAUCACUCGGGUUGGACGGUUUUGCACUUUGCCUGCGAGCGCAACUAUCUCACGUUGGCUCGUUUCCUGAUAGCCCAUGGAGCCGAUCCCCUGGCUCGAACAACAGCCGGGUCGACCACUCUUGGGAUAGCCGCAAUAGGAUCAAACCCCGGGUUUGUAGACCUGUUGGUCGGGUGCGGUGUGUGCGUCGCAGAUGGCGAUGCUGGUGGUUUGACACCUCUCCACAAUGCAGCGGGAACCAACAAAGAAUUAGAGUUCGUCCGACAACUUCUUGAGAAGAGAGCAGAUCCUAAUGUCAAAGCAAAUAAUGGUACUCAGCCAAUGUUCUACGCUGCUUUCACUAACUAUCUACCCAAGCUCAGACUCUUGCAUGAAUAUGGGGCAUCAAUAGAGUCCAGAGAUGACGAUGGGUCGACUCCCCUCCACGCUGCUGCCCAAGAGGGCCAUCAUCCCAUAGUUCAAUGGCUCCUAGAAAAUGGAGCAGAUGUUUCUGCCAGCGACGAAAAGCGUCGCACGGCGCUUCACAUAGCCUCGGGGUCAGGCCAUCUCGUUACUAUGAGAGUAUUGAUAAACCGAGGAGCUAACCUUGAUGCUCCUGAUCACGAGGGCGUCACACCCUUGUACUUUGCCGCAGGCCCACACCGCCAUAGACUUACGCUUGUUGACGCUUUACUUAGAGCCGGCGCAGAUCCCAUGGUAGCAGCUGAUGAUGGAAGCACGCCGUUGCAUCAAUGUGCUGCUUGGGAUAAAGGAAGCAGCUUGAAAUUACUGCUAGAUCAUGGAGCAGAUCUCCAUUCAGAGGAUCUUUCAGGUCUAACAGCCCUACACAUGGCCUCGGCGAUCGGCAAUCUGGAUGGUGCCAGAUUCUUGUGCGAAGAGGGUUCAUCGUUGACACAUGCCACCAAGACCGGGCAGACGCCUCUACUUGUGGCGGCCUCUCAUGGCCAGAUAGCCAUUGUCACGCUAUUUAUGGGACGCGGAGCUGAUAUUCAUACAAGGGAUAACGGUGGCUAUGGCUGCUUACAUUUCUCUGCCAGAGCGCACUAUAAUGUGACCAAGUUGUUUCUACAUCUGGGACUAAGCGUUAAUACGCGCGCCAACAACGACGACACACCACUACAUGUCGCGUCAUACGGAGGACACUUGGACAUCGUCAAGCUUCUAAUUUCGAAGGGCGCUGAUGUCAACGCUACACAAUUUUACCAAGAAACCCCCCUUACUGUGGCAGCCGCAAAUGGUCAUAGUAAGAUUGUUAGUCUGCUACUUGAAAAUGGAGCAACAGUUUGA
Messenger RNA from Clonostachys rhizophaga, 5529 nucleotides. The record is from the annotation of a GenBank genome assembly. NCBI's taxonomy places the organism in Eukaryota, Fungi, Ascomycota, Sordariomycetes, Hypocreales, Bionectriaceae.